AGGACUCCACAAUCUUCAGAAGGAGAUCCUUGUGACCCCUGGAGCCCCUUGAGAUUCUGGAGUCCCCAGAAUCUCUUUUCUGGAGUUCUCGGAUCCUCUGCAUCCUGUGGCUGAUCCUACAACUAACCUUACGUCGCGCGCCUUCACUCUGCCUAUACAAAGUUAAUCAUGUCACUGAAUACCUUUGAAUACUUAUUUGAUUUCACCAUGGUGCUACUUGUGAUCAGGAUACUGGCUUGCUUAGUAGCAGUGCGAUGCACGACAUACUUUGCUAAUUUUGGACCGAUUCACGACAUCGGAUAUAUUGUUAAUAGUGGACUCACUCUGGAGACAGAGCGCAAUGUUAGUACUGGACCGACUCUGGAUACCGGGUACGACAGUGUUGAUGCUGGACCGUCUCCCGAUCUCGGUUUACCUCUCCUACAGGAAGCCAAACGCGAGCAUGUUGUCACGACUUCCAAUGUUGGCGGCUGUUGGACGUUCUGUUCUAUUGUUGCGGCCGUCUCUGGAAUUGCUGUCGUGUCUGGACUCGCUUUUGCUGCCUGGAGGAAUUACCGACGUCCUAAGGAGACACACUACACUGUCACGGAAGUCUUGGAUCUCCAGGAGGAAAUCGAUGAAAAAAUCUUGGAUCUCGAGUUGGAUGUCGAGGAUCUCCAAGAGGAAGUCGCAGAUCUCCAGAAGGAAGUUGCAAAUCUCCAGGAGGAAGUUGCAGAUCUCCGGGAAGAAGUAUUGAAUCUCUACGACGAAAUCAUGGAUCUCGAGAUGGAAGCCGAGGAUCUACAGGAGGAAGUCGCAGAUCUCACGGAGGAACUCUUGACCAAAAUGGCUGACGAGGAAAAGCUGCAGGAAGAGAACCAACGUUUGCGAGAGGGGUUAAGAAAUGCCGCCGGAGCCAUUGAACGUCUUGAAAGGCUUCUGAAGGAAAAAGCUGAAGAAGCUGUAAACGUCAUACAGAAGAAUGACAAGGAUGCUCACAUCCAAGAUCUGUUGGCAGAGAAUGAUAAAGUGAAAGAAGAUCGCAAACGUUUGGAAGAGAAAUUAAGAGAAGCAGCCAUCAACAUGGACGAUAUAGAAAGUCUUUUAAAAGAAAAAGAAGACGAAAAGCUAGAGAUGAUAAAUCUCUAUGAUGAUCACAUCCAGGAUCUGUUGGCAGAGAACGAGAAAGUGAAAGACGACUGCAAAUGUUUAGAAGAGAAAUUAAGAAAUGCAGCCAACAACAUGGAGAAAAUGGAAAGUCUUUUGAAAGAAAAAGAAGAUGAAAAGAUAGAGUUGGCAAAUCUCCAUGAUGAACAGAUCCAAGGAUUGUUGACUGAGAAGGAUAAGAGGAUAGAAGAGCUCUUAAUACAGACUGAAAACAGCGAUAGUCAGAUCCAAGAUUUGUUGGAAAAGUUAGAUGAAAAAGAAUGUGAAAUAGCAGUGUUAAAAAAUACUUUUUCCAACAAGAUAGAGAACAUGAACCUUCAGAUCCACGAAGCUCAUAAUAACCUGGAGGAAUUGAAGAUGGCCUUGAAGAAAGAAGAACAGGAGAAAACGCACAUCACAAAUCUCUAUAAGAAAAUGACUGAGAGCAGGGACCGUCAGGUCAGAGAUUUGUUGGCUAAGGAGGAGGAACUAAUGGAGGAGCAAGAGAUUUUGAGAGAACAAUUAGCCGAAACAUUAAGUUGUGUUGCAGAUAUAGAAAAGUUAUUGGAUGAGGAACAUGAUGCAAAAACAGUAAUAGAACAAAAAUUACAGCGCUCCUUGAAAAAGGCCGAAGAUUCAAUUCUGGAAACAAGUCUUUUGUUAAAGGAAAAGGACAGUCAGAUUGAGAAGCUUCGUCAACAGGAGCAAGAACUGCGAGAAAAGCUGCAGAAGAAGGAGAGCGAACACAAGACUUUAUCUGUCCGAGAAAAGGAGAUGGAAAUUCUCCUCAAUAGGGAGACAGAGCUAUUGAAAGAUAAGGAAAACGAAAUAAUUCUCUUGAGAAUAAGUAUUCAGGAGAUAUUACAAGAGAGGGAGCAAGAACGAGAGAGCCUGAAGGAUCAGAAUGGCCACUUGCAAGAAGAGGUGGUGCAUCUGCAGAAUAGUCUGGUAAUUGCUGCAAGCAAUGAAGAAACACUGAAAAGCGAGUUGAACUGUGCAAAAGGACAGCUCCAACACUUGCAAAAAACUGAGAGGCAGAAUCUACAAAAAUACCAGGAGUUAACAAAAGAGUGUGAACUAUUACAGGAGACGUGUAGAAAGUUAGAAGAAAGUAAGGAAAAGGUAGAAAAAUGUGCCAGGGAACAACAAAUGAUGCAGGAAGAAGCCUUAAGAAUGCAAGAUAAAUACAUGUUGAUGGGACUUCUCAACAAUAUUGCUCGAAGGGAUUUCAAGUUACAACGCAUUUUGAGGGAGGAGCAAGAAAACACAGAAAUUGGAGGAGAAAAAAGAGAUAUUGGAAGCCAAGACUGUGGCAAAGAAACUAACCAGGAGUUCUGCUGUGCCCAGAAUGACAAUAGAGGAUAUUUAAAAAAGCAAUGGUUGGAUGUAACCGACAUCGUGGAGGACAUUCUGCACAGAGAUGAAAAGUCUCCUGGCUCAGAAUUCUAGUAAAAACCAGAAGUGAGGGAUGGAAAGAUAUGAAGACACCUGAU
Molecule: messenger RNA, 2618 nt
Organism: Macrobrachium nipponense
Lineage: Eukaryota; Metazoa; Arthropoda; Malacostraca; Decapoda; Palaemonidae
Product: trichohyalin-like
Exons: 1
Coding region: 169-2574 (801 amino acids)
Source: RefSeq, a predicted model, not a curated record